GACCCCCCCUCACCCCUUUUUUCCAAUCUAACCCCUUAUAAAUACUGACCCUCACCCUUCAUCUCUUCCUCAGUGAUUCAGUCUCUCAGUAAAUUCACUGCACACAGUUUCCCUUUCUUCUCUUCCUUAACCAAACCAAACAAAUUUCAUUCCUUUGAUCUAUCUAUCUAUCUACCACCAUGGCUUCUUCUUCUUCUUCUGUGUCCACCACAGCACCUCCUUUGUACUUUGAUGAGAAGUGGAAGCUGUCAAAGAAAGAAGGAUCCGCAAGAAGCUGCAGCAGGUCUUCAAGCACCCCUUUCAUCAAGAGUAAUUCCUCACAUAGAAAGUGUGCUUUUGCUAGCAAGUGUGCCAGGCUCGUGAAGGAGCAAAGGGCUCGUUUCUACAUCAUGAGAAGGUGUGUCACAAUGCUCAUAUGCUGGCGUGACUACAGUGAUUCCUGAAGAAAAUUAAGGGUUUGUGAGGGAGACACACAGGGUUGCUGAGAGGGCCUAAAGUUCUCUCCUUUUGAGUCCCCCGCUUUUCCUUUUCUCUUGCUUUAGAUCAGAUCCCUUUUGGGGGUUAUGGAGAUAUACCUGUACAUAAGAAAUUGUUUCUCUUGUCUAGAAAUUUUCAAUUUUGUUUGUUUGUUUUUUUUUAAGGUUGUUAUGAUGAUAACUUCAUCAAUGGAGGAUCAUGUUUGGUGUUAACUUUUGUUGAUUUGGAAUGAGAAUAGAAGAGAAUAUGUUUAGAAUGGGAAAAUUAAUUGAAAUAUAAUAUAAAUUAUAUAGCUUAGUGAUA
Messenger RNA from Cajanus cajan (pigeon pea), 780 nucleotides. RefSeq names its product ROTUNDIFOLIA like 8 (gene RTFL8). The record is from RefSeq and is a predicted model, not a curated record. Gene Ontology annotation, biological process: negative regulation of cell population proliferation. Lineage: Eukaryota; Viridiplantae; Streptophyta; Magnoliopsida; Fabales; Fabaceae.